AUGUUCUUCUUGCCUGCAUCUGAAAGUCGAAGGGAACAAAGCAAAAUUGUAUUUACAAAGGUGGCCGAGUCUCUUGGGCAUACUGUACUUGGGUGGCGCAUGGUCCCCACAGAUAACUCAGGAUUGGGCAAAUCUGCUUUGCAGAUAGAACCUGUUAUUGAGCAAGUGUUUUUUACACCUACGCCUCGGUCAAAAGCUGAUUUUGAGCAACAGAUGUAUAUAUUAAGGGGGGUUUCAAUGGUGGUAGCUAUUCGAGCUGCACUAAACCUCCAACAUGGUGGUGUGAGGGACUUCUACAUAUGUUCUCUUUCCUCGAGGACUGUUGUCUACAAGGGUCAGCUGAAGCCCAAUCAGUUGAAGGAGUACUACUAUGCAGAUCUUGGCACUGAAAGCAUGGGAUGA
Messenger RNA from Ilex paraguariensis (yerba mate), 402 nucleotides. Lineage: Eukaryota; Viridiplantae; Streptophyta; Magnoliopsida; Aquifoliales; Aquifoliaceae. The record is from the annotation of a GenBank genome assembly.